GCGUGCGCUCAUAUUUUCUGUCAUUCUCAACCAGAAGGAGACAAAACCUUUCGGCCAUUUUUUUUUCCGCGGUGUUUGUUGUUUUCACCCAGACGAGAGGCUGUUCUCAGGUCGACGCCGAGAUGUUCCGACCGGUCAAACCGCGGCCGGCUCUGAGGAGGGUAAAAUGAUCCCAGAUCAGUUUCUGUUUCGGUGUCAUCGCCGUGGCUCCUUAUCGCGCGGCUGGGUGCGCGGCAGCCUCGCGAUAGCGCCUCGCCUUCCACAAUCAAAGCUUCCGUUUCGCGAACUGGAUGCUGACAGACGCGCGGUCGCCAUGCAGGGGUUACACCGGAUUCGUUCCAGCGAGCCUCUGAGGAAGCUGCUUCUCCACCACCGGACCCGCACGGGGCACAGCACGCGAGACGUCUAGCGGACGCCAGCAAACAAACAAACAAGCCAACAAACAAAACAAAAAAGCUCGGGACUCGCGUUUGGCGGCCGGUUUGGCGACAGCAGGUGUCCGAAACGAUGGACGAAAGUUUGGGAUUCCGCAAACGGCGGUGUGUACGCUGGAUCCUCUCAGCGGUAAAGUGGCUUCAUGAGUGUCCAAAGUAACAGUGGAAGUGGUGGUGGAAGUUUGGAGGCGACGCCAUCUUGGUCGCAGCUCUCCUCGUCCCCAACGAUUUCUCAACAACAUAUAACGGCGACCGCAAAGAGCAAGGAAGGCCCCAUGGAGGAGCUGCACAGCCUGGAUCCCAGGAGACAGGAGCUGCUGGAGGCCAGGUUCACAGGAGCUGUCAGUGGUAACACAGGAGGCAGCACUGGGAGCACCAGUGGAGGUGCUAAGGGUCUGGCCAACGAGUCCUCCAACCACAGCUACGGCAGUCUGGGCUCAUCCAGCGACAAGGAAUCCGAGAACUCUGAUUUGAAAAGAGGGAGCUCCCCUGCCUACUCAACCCCGGAGAAAAAACACUCUGAAUCGUCCAGAGGGAGGAAAAGGAAAGCGGACACCUAUUCAGAAAGCAGUCAAGGGAAGACCUCCACACGAGGGCCCAAGAUCAGCGACUACUUUGAUUUCCAGGGUGGGAAUGGUUCCAGUCCAGUCAGGGGUCUCCCCUCAGCCCGCCGGUCUCCACAGAACUCUCACUCUGCCCCAGGCUCAAUCAUCCGGCAGAACAGCUCCUCGCCUACGAGUCUGUGUUUUGGCGAGCACAAUCCUAAAGCUUCCUCCAGCAAGUGUGUCCAGACGGAUCUAACAGGGCUGAAACUUGCUGCUCUGGAGAGCAACAAGAGUCUGGACCUGGAAAAAAAAGAGGGGCGAAUAGAUGACCUGCUGAGAGCUAACUGUGACCUGCGCAGGCAGAUUGAUGAACAGCAGAAACUCCUGGAGAAAUACAAGGAGAGGCUCAAUAAGUGCAUCACCAUGAGCAAGAAGCUGCUAAUAGAGAAGAGCACCCAGGAGAAGCAGUCGUGCCGCGAGAAGAGCAUGCAGGACCGCCUCCGUCUCGGUCACUUCACCACGGUCCGACACGGAGCGUCUUUCACAGAGCAGUGGACGGACGGAUACGCAUUCCAGAACCUGAUCAAGCAACAAGAGGGCAUCAACCAGCAGAGGGAGGACAUAGAGCGACAGAGGAAGCUGCUGGCCAAGAGGAAGCCUCCCAACCCUGCGUCUCCCUCCCUCUCGGUUGCCUCCACUUCUGAGGCCAAGCAGCGGAAAACUAAGGUGGUCAACGGCAACGACUCCGACCCGUUUCUCAAGCCCUCGCUGCCUCAACUACUGACGCUUGCGGAGUACCACGAGCAGGAAGAAAUCUUUAAGCUUCGCCUCGGACAUCUGAAGAAGGAGGAAGCGGAGAUCCAGGCUGAGCUGGAGCGGUUGGAGCGGGUGAGGAACCUCCACAUCCGAGAGCUGAAGAGGAUAAACAACGAGGACAGCUCUGCUUUUAAAGACCAUCCCACCUUGAAUGAGAGGUACCUCCUGCUGCACUUGCUGGGCAGGGGUGGCUUCAGUGAAGUCUAUAAGGCUUUUGACCUGUUUGAGCAGCGCUACGCAGCUGUCAAAAUCCACCAGCUCAACAAGAACUGGAGAGAGGAGAAAAAAGAGAACUACCACAAGCAUGCAUGCAGGGAGUACCGGAUACACAAACAGCUGGACCAUCCCAGAAUAGUCAAACUCUAUGACUAUUUCUCCCUGGACACUGACACGUUCUGUACAGUUCUGGAGUUCUGUGAAGGCAACGACCUGGACUUCUACCUGAAGCAAAACAAGCUGAUGUCAGAGAAGGAGGCACGUUCCAUUGUCAUGCAGAUUGUCAGCGCCCUGCGCUACCUCAACGAAAUCAAGCCCCCCAUCAUCCACUACGACCUCAAGCCCGGUAACAUCUUAUUGGUGGACGGCACCGCAUGUGGAGAGAUCAAAAUCACAGACUUUGGCCUGUCCAAGAUUAUGGAUGACGAUAACUAUGGUGUGGACGGGAUGGACCUCACCUCACAGGGGGCGGGAACCUACUGGUACCUUCCUCCAGAGUGUUUCGUGGUGGGGAAGGAGCCGCCUAAAAUCUCCAACAAGGUGGACGUCUGGUCUGUGGGAGUGAUCUUCUUCCAGUGCCUCUACGGCCGCAAGCCUUUUGGUCACAACCAGUCACAGCAGGAUAUUCUCCAGGAAAACACCAUCCUCAAAGCCACGGAGGUCCAGUUCCCUGCUAAACCACAGGCUAGCACAGAGGCAAAGGCAUUUAUCCGGCGCUGUCUGGCUUACCGCAAGGAGGACCGGUUUGAUGUUCACCAACUGUGCUCGGACUCCUACCUCCUCCCUCACAUGAGGCGCUCAAACUCCUCCGGCUCCCUGCAGUCCUCCGCCUCAUCUCUUUCUACCUACUGACUGGCUCUCUCGCAUCAUUAAAAGUAGCCUCUGGCCGAUCUCAAGGCAGGGUUGUUGGAACUUAAAGAUGAUGGAUGGGGCUCUUUUUUUUUUUUUUUCACCUGAGCUUUUCCCAAAUGGAUGAAUAAGCAAUAGAGCAGAGUUUAAUGGAAAACAUGAGAUGGAAAAGAAUAAAGAAGUGGAUGACGGAUACUCCCUUUGCACCGGUCUCUAGAACUCUACUGCGCAAGAGAGGGGAAGGAACAUGACUGGAAAAUAGGAGAGAGAGGGAGCAGGGCAAGAAUUGAAAGAAAAUGAUGAUUCAUCUAGUCGAUUUCUUUAUGGACUUAAUUAAAUGCUGUAGGAGCCAGCUGUAGGAGCCGUAGAUGCCGUGUGCAAGCCCACCUCUCUUAGCUCUACCCCAAAAUAAAUGCUACAAGAUGGCUUCCCAUUUCUUCAGCAUAACGAAGCUGUUGUAGACGUUAUCUCGUUGCCAACUUGAGGGUGGCGUUGACCAGCAGGAAACUUGAGUGAAAAGCGGAAACAGGUGUGCGUUGCAGAGCGAGUACGAGUGACCAAAUGUUGGCGACCUGCUCGCAUAAACUCUACAAGCCAUUGUUAUAAGGCACAAAAUGUGGGCUACAUCUGAUGGAGUUUACCCUGACGAUUCCACUUGUACAUGAUGGGGUUCACUUGAAAGAGAUGUUGUAGCCUCCAGAUCAAAUUUCUGGGGUUGAUUUGCACUUCCGGUCCGGGUUUGAGUGAUCGGGUCUUGCACAUUUGGCAUGAAGUUCUGCAGCGUGGGCUUGUUCUCAACUUCUCAGUCACCAAGUCCUCUGUUCAUAGUUUCCUUUUGUUGCAAGGCAAUUCAGAUCAACCGCUGGGUUUACAGGAAGUAGCUCUGUGAAUCAGUCUUAAUCGCCUUCGUUGUUCAGGUGAGAGUCUUAAGUAUUACAGUACCAUGGUUUCAUUGACGUCCUCAUCGUCCCGCCUGAAGAGCGUUGGACUGACCCGAGCGACUGGAUCGGCUGUUACUGUACUGCAAAGACCUGGGACUCUGAAUUGAGUACAUUUCACAUGCAGGAGACAUUACUCACUAGCAAAUCCAUAAUAAUGAGGCUUACUCUUUCUUUCCCAGCGUCUCACUUUGCGCCGUUAUUUUGUGUCUCCUCCUGAAAGCUGUUCUCAGUUUGCUGCUAUAAAUUUUGCUUUUAGUUUGUGACGUGUGAAUGGUUUUUGCCUUGAAUAUGUGCAUACUUGAACUGCGUUAAGAGGGAGCACUCUUCAUAACCCCUCUUCUGAAUCUGUCAAACCCUGCCCCACCCCCACUGUGCUAUUCGGGGUGUGCAACACACUUUAGUGCCACAAACACCAAUGUCCACAUUUAAUUUUAGGUACAAGUCCAAGCGUCGACAUGUGGGGGCACAGUCCCUGUAUGCUGUGUUGGGAGGAAUGGUUUACUGCAACUCAUGAAUCAAGUGGAUGUAUCCCAAAUGUUUUCAUCCUAUAAAUAAAACACUUACCUGUA
Molecule: messenger RNA, 4370 nt
Organism: Pungitius pungitius (ninespine stickleback)
Lineage: Eukaryota; Metazoa; Chordata; Actinopteri; Perciformes; Gasterosteidae
Product: serine/threonine-protein kinase tousled-like 1-B
Exons: 22
Coding region: 578-2863 (761 amino acids)
Biological process (GO): chromosome segregation; intracellular signal transduction; peptidyl-serine phosphorylation
Cellular component (GO): nucleus
Molecular function (GO): protein serine/threonine kinase activity; ATP binding
Source: RefSeq, a predicted model, not a curated record